GACAUAUCACGUGGACAUUAACAACAACAUAACUUCAGGUCUGUUCGGGAGCAGGACUUUACAAGGAUGGACUGGUUCCACUGCAACAGAUGCUUUCGCAGGGAAGGGAAACAUUUUGCAGUCUCCAGCUGUGGUCAUAUUUGCUGUGAAAAGUGCAUCAAGCCAAAGCAAUGCAGUGUUUGUGGAACUGGCUGUAACUACUUACCAAUAUCGAAUCAGAUGAAACCACAAGAACAGGUCUAUUUCCGCGAUCCAAUGAAGCUCAUUCAGUCACGCAUGGAACACAUUUCACAGAUUGCCCAGUUCCAGCUCAAACAGAUGGACAGAGUUAUGACUUACCACAAAAAGAGAUCACUGGAGCUGGAGAGAAGGCUGAAAGAAGUCACAGAGGAGUGUUACAGGCUGAAGAAGGAGAAUACUGAACUUAAGAAACCACUUUCACAGUGGAGGGUAUCACCAGGAAAGUUUCAACGUAAUGGGACCCCUCAAAGGAUGUCCUUACCCAUUGCUGUUACAUCUCCGGUUACCUCUGGUCAACAAAGUGCAAGUCGUCAUGGAGCUGAAGAUACUCUGGAGAGAUUCCGAGAAAGGCAGACAAGAUACUCUAUGCAUACUCCACCAGGCUCUGUCACCUCAGUGUCCAGUCUCAGCUCUUUCCAUGAUCAAGGACUGAGGACUCCAACCACCGUCUCUGUGCACACGCCCACAAGGUCAGACCUCAUGACCCCAAUUUUCCAGUUCCAGUUUCAGCAUGGGUCAGCCCGGCCCUCUCCCAGACCAUAGAUGAAAUGACCAGACCCCUGGUAAAUACUAAACCAUGACUCAUGAUGAUACGGAUUAAAGACCUCAGCAUUUGU
Sardina pilchardus (European sardine) is the source of this 857-nucleotide messenger RNA. RefSeq names its product RING finger protein 212B-like. The coding region runs from base 67 to 783 and encodes 238 amino acids. Gene Ontology annotation, biological process: homologous chromosome pairing at meiosis; protein sumoylation; reciprocal meiotic recombination. The transcript has 13 exons. Gene Ontology annotation, cellular component: synaptonemal complex. Lineage: Eukaryota; Metazoa; Chordata; Actinopteri; Clupeiformes; Clupeidae. The record is from RefSeq and is a predicted model, not a curated record. Gene Ontology annotation, molecular function: SUMO transferase activity.